Neopsephotus bourkii (Bourke's parrot) is the source of this 2154-nucleotide messenger RNA. RefSeq names its product adhesion G protein-coupled receptor G7 (gene ADGRG7). NCBI's taxonomy places the organism in Eukaryota, Metazoa, Chordata, Aves, Psittaciformes, Psittacidae. Gene Ontology annotation, biological process: cell surface receptor signaling pathway; G protein-coupled receptor signaling pathway. The record is from RefSeq and is a predicted model, not a curated record. Gene Ontology annotation, cellular component: membrane. Gene Ontology annotation, molecular function: G protein-coupled receptor activity.
AUGACUACUGAAGACGGGCAGGGAGAUCCCCAGCUGGCCAGAGCUGUGCCAGAGGGACAGCAAACAGCCAUAUCCUGCCUGGAGCUCUGUCCCAGUACCAGUCACUGGUGUGGAGGUGCACACAGCAGACAGUCUGCAGUGCAAUGUCCUCACUGGGACAGAAUAUUGGUUGGAAUUAUCUGCUGUGCAGUCACUGCAACCCUUUGGGCACUGUGUAUUUGGCAGCUUGUCCUCAGGUUUAAAACCUACUCCACAGAAUCCGAGGUACCUCCGUGCUUCUGCUCUGUGUGCCUCAGUGGUGACAUCUGUCAUAACAGAGCCUGCGUGUGCCCAGAGGAGUGGGUGGGAUCUCUUUGUGAGAUAGUUAAUUUCUGUGAAGCCAGUAUUUACACAGUGCAUAUUUCUGAAAGCAUUACCAAAAACCUUUCUUGAAGGAUUAUAGUGAGUAAAUACGGCAACUCAGAAGGAAAAUGCAAACCUGACACUGUGAAUAGUAACACUUCGAUAGCAGUCCGGAUGUGCUCCAGACAAGGGAAAGCACCUACUUUAGAGCCCCCCAAAAUUCUGAAUUGCGAUGAAAAUCUGGACUCCCUAGUAUCACAGGGAGUUGAAACUGUGAACUCCAGCAACAUUGUAGCUAUUGCAAGUAACACUGAAAUCCUCACCUCCAUGCCAGACCAACUGACCACAGAACAUCUAUGCUGCUCCAAGCAUCACAGCGCAGAUUCUGAAAACACCCAAUGUGUCACAGCGCAGAUUCUGAAAACACCCAAUGUGUCAGAAGACUCUCAGGUAUCUGUGGCAGCAGUGGCUACAGUAAGUCAGCUCUUGGAUGCCAAUGAAACAGAAUUCAACCAAAAUAAUCUUGUCGAUGUUACAACAAGCCUCACAAAAACAGUGGAGGAAUUUUCUUUGAUUGCCAACAUCUCACUGACCAAUUUCUCAAUCCAGUCCGCUCCACUGAAAUUAAGCUCCUCUAUAAUUCUGCUUUCAGCACAGAGGGAUACAACACUGGGAUAUUAUCAGCCAACAAAACUAGAAAUACAGGAAAAUGUCCCUGGGCUUAUUGCUGACGUCAGCACUGAAGUUCAUAUACCGCUCAACAUUAUAGAUCACAGUUCAUCAGGUAAUGGAAGAGUUGGCUUUGUCCUGUAUCAAAAUGACAAAGUCUUCCAGUCAAGGAUUUAUCAGACUCACCGUAGUUUCUCUAGACAAAUUGUCUCUGGCAACAUUGAUGGUGGAAGAAACAGCAGCAUUGAAAUAGCCUUCAGUCCCAUGUACAACAUAUUUGAACUGCAGCUGUGUGAUCAUGCAUGUGUCUUUUGGGACUAUAUUGUCAAUGACUAGAGCACUGCUGGCUGUGCAAAAGGAAGAGACCAGUUCUUGAGAUGCAGGUGUAUUCACACUAUUAAUUUUGCUGUCCUGAUGGCCUUUCAGAUCAAACAUAAAUAUGCAAAGCCUUUGGAGAAUAUUUCUUACAUUGGUGUUGGAUUGUCCAUAGCUGAUGUGAUCAUUAUCAUUUUGUUUCAAAAAUUCACUAGGAAAACUCGAAAGUCAUCUGUGAUGUGGAUGUUAGUGAGUCUCUGUUCCUCUAUGCUAAUUUUUAACAUCAUCUUCAUCACUGACAUUGAAAGCCGAAAUGCCAGGAAUCACAGCGACAGUACUACCAGUCACUACCAGCAGUACCUUCCUUAUGAUACUAUCAGUAGCACCUUACUCACAUCUGACUUGGUAGAUCCUCCCACAGACUCCUGGUGUACAGCUGUGGCUCUCCAAGUGCACUGUUUCAUGUUGGUGACAUUUAUGUGGUCAGCACUCAGUUCUGCACAGCUGUACUUCCUGCUGCUUAGAGUCAUGAAGCCCCUGCCUGAACACUUCCUUAUAACCAUGUCAGUAAUCAGAUGGGUAAUCCCUGCUGUAAUAGUUGCAAUAACACUUGGAGCGACUUACAGAGAAGGAAAAGCUUUAAACUAGAGGAAGACAGAAAGUUGCUGGCUUGCAGCACUGUAUCAAAAUCAGAAUUUCAGUGUGAAAAAGCCCGUGUUGUGGUCGUUCGUCUUGCCAGUAGCACUCAUACUCCUGUUUAACAUCAUCACUUUUUCCACAAUCAGUGUCUCUGUGAUAUGGAAGUAGAACAAGAAUUUGACAAGGUAA